This is a messenger RNA of Saccoglossus kowalevskii, 791 nucleotides long. Its product is annotated as probable serine/threonine-protein kinase kinX-like. NCBI's taxonomy places the organism in Eukaryota, Metazoa, Hemichordata, Enteropneusta, Harrimaniidae. The record is from RefSeq and is a predicted model, not a curated record.
GAUUGCAGGUUGUGUGUAAUUAAAACUCAAGAACCAAGAUGAUUUCAUUCCGUACAAGUUUGAUUGUUUUAGUGGCUCUGGUUGUUGCCUGUAUCAGUGCACCCGUCCCAUCAAAUCAAGGGGAUGAAGUACAAAUUUCAAUUGAGAUUGCAGGAGGACCAGUGGAAGGACAACCUAUCUAUGUUAUAGAGGGAGAGACAGGAGUGGAGGAAGCACCAGAAGAGGAAGCACCAGUAGAGGAAGCACCUGUGGAAGAAGCACCUGUGGAAGAAGCACCUGUGGAAGAAGCACCUGUGGAAGAAGCACCUGUGGAAGAGGAGGCAUCCGUGGAAGAGGCGGCAUCUGAGGAAGAGGCAGCAGAAGAAAUAUCUGAGGAAGUGAAAGAAGCUGAAGAGGUAGUAGAGGAAGCUGAAGAGGUAGUAGAGGAAGCAGAAAAGGUAGUAGAGGAAGCUGAAGAGUUAGCAGAGGAAGCUGUUGAAGUGGAAGAGGAAACAGCAGAAGAGGUAGCUGAGGAAGUGGAGGCAGCAGUGGAAGAAGCAGAAGAGGUAGUAGAGGAAGCUGAAGAGGUAGUAGAGGAAGCUGAAGAGGCAUUGGAGGAGGCUAAAGAGGCCGUAGAAAAGGCAGAAGAAGCAGUAACUCAAUUGAUGACACUAGGGGAGACAGAACAAGAACAAGAACAAGUUGUUGUCGAAAUCGAAGUUGAAGAAACAGAUGAGACUAUUGAAGAACCAGCCAAGGAGCCAGCAAAAGAAGAACCAGUCUUAGAAGAGACAGAAGAAGAGGAGCCAGCC